Messenger RNA from Dissoconium aciculare CBS 342.82, 1632 nucleotides. Its product is annotated as NAD binding Rossmann fold oxidoreductase. The record is from RefSeq and is a predicted model, not a curated record. Bases 1 to 1632 code for a protein of 543 amino acids. Gene Ontology annotation, molecular function: nucleotide binding. The transcript has a single exon. NCBI's taxonomy places the organism in Eukaryota, Fungi, Ascomycota, Dothideomycetes, Mycosphaerellales, Dissoconiaceae.
AUGUCAACCACGACGACAACCACGACGACGGCGACGGCCACGACGGUCAAACCCCGACUGUUCAUCAUCGGUGCAGGAUCUCGCGGUCACGCCUACGCUCGCGCCGCCUUGGACUCGGGCUUAGCGGAGGUGACUGCCGUCGCGGAGCCCAAUGCCCCAAAGCGGCGUACAUUUGGUGGGAGAUACAUCUGGGGUCGAGCCAACCCUAAACCCGGUGCGGAAUACUCCUCGUGGCAGGAUUUCAUCGCCGCAGAGACACGACGACGGCAGCAGCAGCAGCAGCAGCAGCAGCAGCAACACCAACAAGGGAAUGGCGGUUUCCAAGAAGAUCGAGGAGACGAGUCUCAAGAUGGCCGCGUCGAUGCCGUCUUCGUCUGUGUGCCGGACCGUCAACACAGCGACGUCCUCCUCGCCCUCGCCCCCCUGAAUCUGCACAUCAUGAGCGAGAAACCCCUCGCGACGACCCUCCAAGACUGCCUCCGCAUCCAACAGGCCCUGUCAUGCCAGACGCCCGAGCGGAUCUUCGCCAUCGGCCACGUCCUCCGCUACAGCCCCCACAACAUGCUCCUCCGCCACCUCGUGCGGGAGCGGCGGGUCAUCGGCGAGGUGCUCUCCAUCGAACACACCGAGCCCGUCGGCUGGUGGCACUUCGCCCACUCCUACGUCCGCGGCAACUGGCGGCGCGAGGGGACCAGCGCGCCGAGCAUCCUGACCAAAUGCUGCCACGACGUCGAUUUCCUGCUGUGGAUGCUGUGCUCGCCCGUCGACGGCGCGCGAGAGGCGCCGCACCUGCCCGCGCGCGUCAGCUCCAGCGGCAGCCUGAAGCAGUUCCGGCGGGCGCGCAAGCCGCGCGCCGCCGGGGCCGCGACGACGAAUUGCAUGACGUGUCCGCUCUCCACGACCACAUGUGAAUUCUCCGCCUGGAAAAUCUACCACGACCGCCACCUCGCCCGGGGCAUGACGGCCUGGCCGCUGGACGUCGUCAACCCAGCCCUCGGAGCCAUCCUGCAGACGUCCGGCCCGGACGCCGCGGCGCACGCCCUCCGGACCACGCUCUCGGAGGACUACAUCCGGGGGCAGACGGCCAUCGCGGACAUCGAAGACCGCGGCUGGUACGGGCGGUGCGUGUACGAGAGCGACAACGACGUGUGCGACGACCAGUUCGUGGUGCUGGAAUGGGACGACGACGACUCAUCAUCAUCACCAGAGCGGGGCCCCAAGACCGCCGCCCUGCACAUGAUCGCGCAGACGCACGCGCAGUGUGAGCGGCGCGGGCGGAUCUACGGGACGCGCGGGGAGAUCAGCUAUGACAGCGAGACCAUCACCGUGCACACCUUCUCCUCCUCAUCCUCACCGUCCUCCUCAGACACAAACACAGAGACGUUCCACCCGCGCAUCCCGCCGGAUUCGCACCACGGCGGCGGCGACGCAGGCCUCACGACGCAGUUCCUCAAGGCGGUGAUAGCGACCCAGGAACAACAACAAGGAGGAGGCGGGAUGAGUGUCGCGCAGGCGCAGCGGGAGUUCCUGGGCGUGACGGUGCAGGAGGUCGUCCGCAGCCAUGAGGUCUGCUUCCGGGCGGAGGAGAGCCGGGUGGGGAGGAGGGUGGUGGAGUUGAGCGGGCUGAGGUGA